Messenger RNA from Heterotrigona itama, 5574 nucleotides. NCBI's taxonomy places the organism in Eukaryota, Metazoa, Arthropoda, Insecta, Hymenoptera, Apidae. The record is from the annotation of a GenBank genome assembly.
GAGUUAUUUAUUUUUGAUUUCCUGUAAAACACUCAAGUUCCAGAUUUUAAUCAUACGUUUCCGAUAUUUAACGUAGCUCAAAUUAAUUUAGCCCAGUAUUUCAGAAAUAUUAAAUAUACGUAAAAAUUAAAAAUUUAUUUAUGUAAAUGAUAUUUUUAAAAAAUGUACAAUGAAGUUAUUAACUUCAAAUCAAGCCUGUCAAUAUGACAAAUUUCAGACUUUCUUCUUUCGUUUAAGGAUACGGAUAUUUUUAUCAAAAUUGAUAUUGAUUUUACAAAUUUAUUUAUUUUAUUAUCAUCGUUUAUUAUUAUCAUUUGAAUUAUAAUUUAUAGGUACAAUAUGUUGAUAAUCUUGUUUUUCUGUUAAGAUAACCUAUGUGUAUAAACCAUAUGAUUUAUAUAUGUAUAUUGUAGCCAGUAAUAAUGUUCAGCAUUCUACGUGGGCAUGUUCAACAUAACCUUAUAAAAUUACGUUUAAAGGAACGUAACAUUUAUGUUACAUAUUUUUUAGUUUUUUCUUAAUGUAAAGAAUAAAUAAAAUUCAAAAUGAAAACGCAGAACUGGAAAGAAUUAGAGUCGCCUUUAAGUGAUUCUGUAUUGAAGACUAUUAAAGAAUUAAAUUUUCCUUAUAUGACACCGGUGCAGGCAGCUUCCAUACCAUUAUUACUAAACGGAAAAGAUGUUGCUGCAGAAGCGGUAACAGGAAGUGGAAAAACAAUUGCUUUUUUAGUUCCAUUAUUAGAAAUCUUACAGAAAAGGAACGAAAAGUGGAAACCUACAGAAAUUGGGGCAAUAAUAAUUAGCCCUACAAGAGAGCUGGCUGUUCAAAUAAAUGAAAUUUUACAAAAGUUCCUGAAUAAUAUACCAGGUUUAAAACAAGUAUUACUUGUUGGUGGUACAACAAUUGCAAUAGAUGCAGACAAAGUUCAAGCAGGAGCAAAUAUUAUUGUAGCAACACCUGGUAGAUUAGAAGAUAUGUUGUGUAACUGUAAAAGUAUAAACUUGGUAGCAUGUGUAAAAUCUUUGGAAAUACUGAUCUUAGACGAAGCUGAUAGAUUAUUAGAUUUAGGUUUUUCUGCGACAUUAGACACAAUAUUAUCUUAUUUGCCACGUCUCAGAAGAACAGGUUUAUUUUCUGCAACUCAAACAAAGGAAUUACAACAAUUAAUAAGAGCUGGGCUUAGAAAUCCAACUCUGAUAACUGUUAAAGAGAAACCAAAUAUUUCUACACCAUCAAACUUAAAAAAUAAUUACGUGAUUGUGAAUGCUGAAUGCAAAUUAUCUAUAAUGAUUGAUUUUAUUAGAUAUAAAGGCAUUAAUUUAAAAUAUAUGAUUUUUUUAUCUACUUGCGCAUGUGUUGAUUAUUUUAGUCACGUUAUACAAACUAUGUUGCCGUCUAUUCAAGUAUUUGCAAUUCACGGUAAAAUGAAAAGCAAGCGGUAUAAAGUAUUUAACGACUUUCGAUCUACUGAAAGUGGGAUUUUAAUUUGUACAGAUGUAAUGGCUCGUGGUAUUGAUAUUUUAGAAGUGGAUUGGGUAUUACAAUAUGAUCCCCCCUGUUCAGCUAGUAGUUUUGUUCAUAGAUGCGGCAGAACUGCUAGAAUAGGUAAUGAAGGAAAUGCGUUGUUAUUCCUCUUAGAAACAGAAGAUGCAUAUGUAGAUUUUAUUAAAAGAAAUCAAAAAGUAGAUUUACAACAAAUAGUUCUGGAACCAUCCAUAAUUUCGUAUGAGAACUGUUUGAAAUGUAUGAGAAAUUUACAAAAACAAGAUCGAUUUCUUUUUGACAAGGCUAACAGAGCGUUUGUAUCAUACAUCCAAGCAUAUAAUAAACACGAAUGUAAUUUAAUAUUAAGACUGAAAGAUAUUGAUUUAGGAAAACUUGCAAUGGGUUUUGGUUUAUUGAAAAUGCUUCGUAUGCCAGAGCUUAAAGGGAAAGAUACAACUAAUUUUGAGGAAGAAGAUAUUGAUAUCAAUUCACUUGCGUAUUCAGAUAAACAAAAAGAGAAAAGUCGUUUAGAAAAAUUAAAAAUUUUUCAAAAUACCGGAAUGUGGCCUAAGACACAAAAACGUAAAUGCAAGCAAACUGAACCUUGGUCUGAAACUAAGAAAAGGAAGAUAGAAAAGCAGGAAAAUCGUAAAAAAAGAAAAGAGAAAAAAUUAAAACAAAAAAUGUCUGCAAACAUGACAAAAAAACAAAAAAGAAAAAUAAAUGAACAAGAUAUCGAAGAUCUAGCCAAAGACAUAGCGUUAAUUAAAAAAUUAAAGAAAAAAAAGAUAUCGCAAGAAGAAUUUGAUAUUGCUUUUGGGAUUGAUUGAAAAAUUUAAUAGCAAUGAAUAAUAUAGUUAUUUACAGAAUAAGAUAAGCAUAAGAUAAGAUAUAAUAAGAUAUAAGAAGGUAAAUAAUACACUGAAGCUAUGUUUAAAUGAUUGUUCUUGUUCAGAUAAAAAAGUAAUAUGAUCUUAUUUAUAAUCUUUCAAGUACUUGCGCUCAGGUGAAUUUUACUUAUUAGUUAUCCAAAUUAUAAUGAAUUAUUAAAAUGAUUAUAUAUUUCAAUGAUUAUAUUUCAAUUUUUUAUAAUUAAAUAUUUUUAUAAAAAUUAAAAAGAAUAAUUUACAAUCAAAUAUAAAAUAAAAAAUACUAAUGUAUAUAAGAUAUAUUUUAGUAAAAUUGAUUCCUUCAUAAUGUGAUAACAUUCUGGGUAUUGUGAUGAUGUAUGAUAUAUAGUAUAUGUAUCUGUGAAAUCUUUUUGAAGAAAGAUUUCAGUAUGUGAGUGAGUCCCACUCUCCCACUUAUUAUGUUGGCAUUGAGUAUAGUAGAAGGGAAGAACAAGCAUGAGGCAUAGUGAUGAGUCACUAGUUGUUUGUGCAAGUGUCAACUGAAUGUAGGAAAUAAUUUCAAUUUCUAUGAUUUUGUGCUAACAAUUUUUAUAAUAAAUAUUAAAACAAACAAAUAAAGAUGAAUGAUACAGAUGUUAGUGAUCGUCCGAAAUGGUUGUUAGAAUUGGAAAAUCGAAAAAGAAAGCCCCGAUUGGCACAUGAAGCUGGAGCAGGUGCACCGUGUGUUCUUUGUAAAACUGCGUGUCCAGGGUUGGAUUUACAUUUUUGGAGAAAAAUUUGUAAAAAUUGUAAAUGCAGCAAAGAUGAUCAUGAUGUUAAUGAUGAUGAUUUUCCACAAUUUGAUUUAUUAUUUGGAAGUUCAAGAAAAUAUAAGAAAAAAUCCAUAUUGUUACAUAUAAAUAAUGAAAAAGAACAUGUAGGAGAAGCAUUUGAAUGGGUACCAGAUACAACAAAAGAACUCGCUGCAGAUUAUAUGAAAGCCUUACCUAUAGAAAAGUUACCCAUUAAGGGAUCACCUGGAGCAGCUUUGAGGAGACAGUUGUUACAAAAACAACUACCUCUUCAUGACAUAGAUUAUAAAACUUGCGAUGAAUUAAGUGAUCAAGAGAAAAAACAAUUUGAAAGGUAUUUAGAAAAUAUAAAAAAAUAUGUGGGACAAGGAACAGUGACAAAGAUAUUAAGUGCUCGUCCAUUUGAUGGAUCGCUGAUAACACCUGUGAAUGCAACUGAUAUGCAACAUCUUAGUCCACAAAAUAAACCUAAUGUACCAUCAAGUUUUGUUCAGUUACGUACGCCAAGUAGUUUUGCUCCAAAAGGUUCACCCAAAAAGAAUUUAUAUGAAAAUUUAAAUAUACGUAACUUUUCUACUCCCUUAGAAACAAGUAACAAGAGUAAUAUUGAAAAUGUUCCAGUUUUUGAAAAACAUAACAUAAACAGUGAAGAUGAUAAAAUUACUAAAAGUAAUAAUCAUAAUAUAGCAAAAGACAAUUUGAAAUAUUUAGAUGAUGCAGCAGUCACGAAUGUUAAUUCUGAAACUGUACCUUGGAAUCCAUCAGAAUAUCAUAAGAUAGCAUAUAAAGAUGUGCUCAAAAAUCCAUCUACAUCUUUGUUACAUUCAAAACCACUAAAUGAUGAUGUUAAUACCGUAGAAGCUUUGUUAGCAAAUACUUUGCCAUUACAUAGUACAGUACAUGCAAAUGAUAUAGUUAGAAGUACACUGGAUGAAAAGGGUUUAAUGUAUAUACGCGAAAAACUCACAAAUAAAUAUAGUAAUCAAGAAAGUCAAGGGCAGGCACUAUGCAAUGGUCCAAAUUUCGCAAAAAGUUUAGACUCAAAUAACUUACUGUGUAAAAAUACUGAUUUUGGAUUACAAAGUGACAAUAUUUCUACAAACAACGAAGGAGCUGAUAAAACAGGCACUAUAAAAUACCCUGGAAUGUUAAUUCCAUCAAAGGAUAAACUUCAAAAAAUAAAACAGAAUAUUCGCGAUUCUGGAUUAAUAAAAGCACAAGUAGAAACAACGAAGACUGAUUCAAAUUUAAUUAACUCUGAUUCUUUGCAUUCUACAGGACCCUUCGAUGUAGAAAAUUUAACAGAAAAUAAGUUACAAAAUCCUUCAAAAGUAAUAGAAAAUUUAUUUCCUUUACCAGCAUCAUCGUCACAAACAUAUUUACAGACUUCUGAUAUUAAUAAUUGUCAAGGAAUAGUAAAUAGUUUUACAACACCUUUUACUACUAUUCAUUCUGAAAAAUUGCAGAAUCAAAUUUUUCCUUAUGAAACUAAUCCUCAAGUAAAACAAUCGGAACAACAUUUUCCAAAUAUGGAACAUCUUAGGAGUGUCACGGAAGAACUAACAAUAGAUUCUAAAUUACAAAAAUGUCAAAAAUGCGAAGAAGGAUUCCGUAUUGGUGAUGUUGCUGUAAUCACAGACAAAGCUAAAAAUGCAGUAUGGCAUCCAGGAUGUUUUACGUGUAGUAUGUGUAAUGAAUUAUUAGCCGAUUUAGUAUACUUUUAUUAUAAAAAUAAAUUAUAUUGUGGUAGAGACUUAGCAACACUCCUAGGAAUUCCUAGAUGUUUUGCUUGUGAUGAACUUAUUUUUGUACGAGAAUAUACUGUCGCAGAAGGACAUAAUUAUCAUGUAAAACACUUUUGUUGUUGGGAUUGCGAUAUUCCAUUAGCUGGAAAACAAUAUAUCACAGAAAAUGAUUGUCCAUUAUGUCUUUUGUGUUAUCAAAAAACAUAUGCAAAAACGUGUAAUAUGUGUGGGAAGAUAAUUGCUGCUGAUCAACAAGGCGUUGCUGUUAAGGAUUUAAAUUUUCAUGCAACAGAAGCUUGCUUCCAUUGUUAUAUUUGUAAUAAAAAUUUGUUAAAUGGCAGAUUUGCUGUUAAAGAGAAAAAAAUAUUCUGUAGCAAGGAAUGCAUUUCAAAUUUUUUACAUCCACAGAUUAAAUAAAUUAAGAAAUAUUAUUUAUAUCAUACUAUCUUUAACAAUUUUGCAUCUUUCGAAAUAUUAUGAAUUAUUUGCUAUAAAAUACAGUAUAUUAUGUAGUUUUUAAUUUGUUGUAUACGUCGUCAGUAUAAAAUGUACAUCAUUAAAAAAACAAACAUUUUACACAAGCAUGUGUAUAAAAAUAUAUUUUCACUAGAUAUUUAGUUCUUUAACAAAUAUUCAUUAUAUACUUACAUUUAUGUUACAUUUUAAGCAAUUCAUUAUCAUUCAUUAUAAAAGAUAUCUUAC